Aspergillus fischeri NRRL 181 is the source of this 168-nucleotide messenger RNA. RefSeq lists its product as uncharacterized. NCBI's taxonomy places the organism in Eukaryota, Fungi, Ascomycota, Eurotiomycetes, Eurotiales, Aspergillaceae. The transcript is spliced from 2 exons. The coding region runs from base 1 to 168 and encodes 55 amino acids. The record is from RefSeq and is a predicted model, not a curated record.
AUGGACAAUGAGGGCUGCAGUCCGGCCGCCAAGGAGGUGGCUACAGACGAGCCCGUUUUCGGAAUUUACGGAAUGCAUCGUACGCCUCCUGUGCUGCCUGUUCACGGCAAUUUGUAUGUCUUGCAGGUCGCCCAGCUCAUCCAACUGACGUUUCAGGUCCUCAAGUGA